UCUAUCGUUUGCCAUAACGGGUGGGAACCUGAACUGAAGACUUUAGGUUCCUUUAUCUAAAGAAGACGCAAUGUAACAAACAUAACCUUAAAGCAAAAAGCAUGCAUGUGUGCUGGAAUAUCGAUAUCAAUUUCUAAACUCGAUAUAUUUCAAAGGUCGAUAUUCUCGAAGGUCGAAUCUCAUUUUUGUAAACAAGAAGAGGUGUAUCGCAAUCGCAUUGUUUGGUUAUGCUAUGCUUAGCUUCUUCUUGUAGUCUUCUAUCUAAUUAUUUUUGUUAGCUUCAAUAUUCACAGUCAUUUGAAUCAAAAGCGCUUGCUCAUUGUUUAAGAUAUUCUGUUUCUCAGUUGUCAGAAAGCUACACGUGUUCAGGAACGUUAAAUCUUUUAAUUUUUAAUUUAGAAUAAAGUUUUGAAUCUUGUUCAAAAUGUCUUCAAGUUUGUACACCACGGAUAAUCCCGUAUUUUCAGCUUAUCUUUUUUAUUGUGCAAUUUUGGUACUAAAAGUCUUGUUUAUGGCACCUUUAACUGCAAGAUAUCGAUUUGCUAAGAGGAUUUUCGCCAACCCUGAAGAUACAACUCUGACGCCUAAAUCCAAAGUCAAAUACGAUGAUUUGGACAUUGAAAGGGUUAGACGAGCGCACCUGAACGACCUUGAAAACAUUCCCGUGUUCAUGGUGGCAGCCCUACUGUACAUUGCUACCAACCCCUCCUACUUCCUGGCGGUCAACCUGUUCCGCAUCUUCACGAUCGCGCGCAUCAUUCACACGUUCGUGUACGCGAUCGUGGUCAUACCUCAGCCGGCGCGCGCACUCGCGUGGGGAGUUGGCUACGCCGCUACCAUCUAUCUGGCCUUGCAAGUUGUACUGUUCAGUCUCUGAAAACAUUGACUGAUUUCUCAAAUUUCAUUAAUUUUCAUCGAAAAACAAGGUUAUUCAAAAAAUGAGCCUUGCAACUUAUACUGUUCAGUCUCUGAAAACAUUGACUGAUAUCUCAAAUUUCAUCAUUUUUUAUCGAAAAACAAGGUUAUUCAAAAAAUUAGCCUUGCAAGUUGUACUGUUCAGUCUCUGAAAACAUUGGCUGAUUUCUCAAAUUUCAUUAAUUUUCAUCGAAAAACAAGGUUAUUCAAAAAAUGAGCCUUGCAAGAAGUUAUACUGUUCAGUUCAAUCUCUGAAAACAUUGACCGAUUCACUCCAUUUUCCACGCUAACAUCUAUCUAGCCGUGCAAGUUAUAGCCUACUAUUCAGUUUGAAACAUUCAGAGUUUCCUCAAACUCAAUUCAUUUUUAUCGAAAAACUUAGUUGUUACAAAAAAAAUGUGAUUCGAUUGAGGGAAUUUCUGCUCUUCGAAAGAACAUCUUUUUCCAUAAUUUUCUAGAGAUUGGCUAAGGGUGUAAUCACAUUAAAUGCGUAUAUGUGCAAGUACAUGUCACAUGAUCAUUGUGUCAUCUCAAGCAAGAAAACAAAAACAUCUGGAAAGUGCCAUUAAAACACGUUGUGACUUUGUAUGGUAUGAGAUGUGAAUUUAUCAUGAAUUUCAUUAUGAACAGUAUAUGAACGUGAAUUAUCGCUCAUCCAGUAUAGGAUUGUUCACCUGAUAAGAUUGAAUGAAAUUAUUGUGUUCUAUUAUACCAUUGAUAUUAUUACAUAUUUUCAAUCUUGCAUAAUUGUUAUUCAUUUGAAUUUCCACUCAUUAAUUCAUUUUGUUUGUAUCGAUUUUUGGUGUUAAUGUGCUCAAAUAAUUAUAUCUAUAUAAUAAUUGAACUGAAUUUGCGGGUUUGUGUAUGCUAUUUUUAAAGAAUAAAGUAUUUUUGAUAGAA
Molecule: messenger RNA, 1815 nt
Organism: Nilaparvata lugens (brown planthopper)
Lineage: Eukaryota; Metazoa; Arthropoda; Insecta; Hemiptera; Delphacidae
Product: microsomal glutathione S-transferase 1
Exons: 3
Coding region: 425-877 (150 amino acids)
Cellular component (GO): membrane
Source: RefSeq, a predicted model, not a curated record